Bombus huntii is the source of this 2041-nucleotide messenger RNA. RefSeq names its product alanine--glyoxylate aminotransferase 2, mitochondrial. Gene Ontology annotation, cellular component: mitochondrion. Gene Ontology annotation, molecular function: L-alanine:glyoxylate transaminase activity; pyridoxal phosphate binding. Gene Ontology annotation, biological process: glyoxylate catabolic process. The record is from RefSeq and is a predicted model, not a curated record. Bases 304 to 1752 code for a protein of 482 amino acids. NCBI's taxonomy places the organism in Eukaryota, Metazoa, Arthropoda, Insecta, Hymenoptera, Apidae. The transcript has 8 exons.
CCUUUUUGAUACACACAGAACUGAACGUGCCUCAUACAUACUUUAUGCGCGAAUGUUUAUAUGAAAAUAAAUUUGCUUAACUUUUAAAUUCAUGCAUACAUAAUCGGGUAACAUUCGUAAUAAUCGUAGUGAGUGUUCGAUUUUCAAACAGUUCAAACAUACAACAGGAAAUUCGUGCAAAUAAAGAUAAAUAUUUUUAAUACAAUCUAAUAAAGAUAGAACUUAAAUUAUAUUGUUAAUUUCCUCCAAAAGUAUAAGAUAGUACUCAUACUCUGAUAAUUAAAAAAUAAAGUUUGUAGCAAUAUGUUAAUAAAUAAGUGUGUUCAAGUCACCACAACUUCUGCUAAUUUAUCAUCUUUUAUAAACUUAAAAUGGUUCACUAUACAAACCAGAAAUUUCGUCACUACGGUGACAGAUGUUUCAAAAAUGCCUGAUUGCGAAUACGUACCUUUUACCUACAAGAUUACAAAUUAUAAAGAAAUUAAAAAGGCAUACGAAUCGAUCAUAUCUCCUUCUUUGAAGCAAUUUUACAAAGAACCAUUAUUAAUACACGAAGGUCGAGGGCAAUGGUUGUGGGACCAUCGUGGAAAACGAUAUUUGGAUAUGUUCGGCGGGGUUGCUACUGUGUCUGUUGGUCACUCUCAUCCAAAAAUAACAGCUGCUAUAUCUGAACAAGCGUCUAAAUUGAACCACGUAUCUUCCGUUUAUAUGCAUACCCAUUUAUAUGAAUAUGUAACCAAGUUAACAACUAAAUUUUCAAACAAAUUGAGAGUAGUAUAUCUAACAAAUAGCGGAUCGGAAGCAAACGAAUUGGCGUUUUUAAUGGCUAGGAUUUACACGCGCAACCAGAAUAUCGUAUCACUAAAAAAUGGAUAUCAUGGUGCAACUUAUGGAACCUCAGCAUCUACAGCCAUGAGUACAUGGAAAUUUCCAUUCGUUGCACAACCACCUGGCUAUUUACAUGCGGUAUAUCCAGAUGUAUACAAAGGUGAUUGGGGUGGAUCAAAAUGUAGGGAUUCACCUGUACAAGUGAUAGGAAGGGAAUGUGAUUGUGGAGAUGAAGAAUGUGUAGCUUCUGAAAAAUAUUUUCAGAAAUUCGAUGAAUCAUUUCGUUUUAGUUUGGCAAGUACGCACAGCGUCGCAGCGUUUGUAGCUGAAAGUAUACAGGGAAUAGGAGGUGCAGUUCAAUAUCCCAAAUAUUUCCUUCAGAAAAUAUAUAAUUAUAUCCAUGAAAAGGGUGGUCUUUGUAUAGCGGAUGAAGUUCAGACUGGUUUCGGUAGGACGGGAGAACAUUUUUGGGGUUUUGAGAACCACGAUGUGGAACCGGAUAUAGUAACUUUAGCAAAGGGAAUAGGAAACGGAUUUCCUCUUGGAGCUGUAGUGACAAGUAGUGAGAUUUCCGAAAGUUUGAAUUCAGCAUUGCACUUUAACACGUUCGGAGGAAAUCCACUUGCGUGCAUCGUAGGAUCAACGGUAUUAGAUAUUAUAAAAGAAGAAGAUCUUCAACAAAAUGCAUAUACAGUCGGGACACAUUUGAUCGAUCGCUUAAGUACUUUGUUAUUAGAAUUUCCCAAUAUCGUUGGUGAUGUUAGAGGAAAGGGAUUAAUGAUUGGAAUUGAAUUAAUUUCGAACUUCGAAACGAAAAAACCGUUACAAACGGAAUACGUGCUUGAGAUUUUCGAGAAUAUGAAAAAUAUGGGUGUUCUUGUUGGUAAAGGAGGGUUACAUGCAAAUGUAAGGUGCUUCGAAUAAAGCCACCUUUAUGUGUAACGAAAAUGGAUGCAGAUUUUACUUUUGCAGUUAUUAAGAGAACAUUGGAAAUACACCAAGAAAAAUAUAAGCAGAUUAAAGGAUAAACGAAUGUAAUACGUGAAUUCAGGUCCUUUUAUUUGAUAUAAUUAUGUAUGUUACAUUUGUACAGUAUAUGUAGUUCUUUCAUUUUAUUCAUGCAAAUUGAUUGUGUUUAAGUUUAUUCUGUACAUGGUCAUUUACGAUAAGCAUGAACAGUGAAAAUUAAUAAUUAUAUACAAAUAUUUGUUUC